AGCUGCCAUGACAGAGCCAGAGUCUUCUCGAUCUAGACCAGAAGGGGCCUAUGAUGUCUUCUUGAGUUUUAGAGGAGAAGACAAUCGCAAGACAUUUACAGAUCAUCUAUAUACUGCCUUGGUCCAAGCAGGAAUCCACACUUUUCGAGAUGAUGAUGCACUUCCAAGAGGAGAAGAAAUCUCGCAUCAUCUCCUCAGGGCAAUUCGAGAAUCAAAGAUAUCCAUAGUUGUCUUCUCAAAAGGAUAUGCUUCUUCUAGAUGGUGUCUCAAUGAACUUGUAGAGAUUCUUAAGUGCAAAAAUAGGAAAACCGGUCAGAUUGUUCUUCCUAUAUUCUAUGACAUUGAUCCUUCAGAUGUGAGAAAACAGACUGGCAGUUUUGCAGAGGCGUUUGAUAAGCAUGAAGAGCGUUUUGAAGAGAAGUUGGUGAAGGAGUGGAGAAAAGCUCUUGAGGAUGCCGGAAACCUAUCCGGAUGGAGUCUCAAUGAUAUGGCAAAUGGGCAUGAAGCAAAAUUUAUCAAAGAGAUUAUCAAGGAUGUGUUGAAUAAAUUAGAACCCAAGUACUUAUAUGUUCCUGAGCACCUAGUAGGUAUGGAUCGGCUUUCUCGCAAAAUUUUUGACUUUCUAAGUACUGCAACAGAUGAUGUACGCAUUGUGGGCAUACAUGGGAUGCCAGGAAUAGGAAAGACGACUACAGCACAAGUUGUAUUUAAUCAACUAUGCUAUGAAUUCGAGGGAAGCAGUUUUCUUUCGGAUGUCAAUGAAAGGUCCAAACAAGUUAAUGGUCUUGUUCCUUUACAAAAGCAACUUCUUCAUGAUAUUUUAAAUCAAUAUGUUGCAAACUUCGAUUGUGCUGAUAGAGGAAAGGUUCUGAUCAAAGAGCGACUUCGUCGCAAAAGAGUUCUUGUUGUCGCUGAUGAUGUGGCUCAUCCGGACCAGCUAAAUGCAUUGAUGGGAGAUCGAAGUUGGUUUGGUCCCAGAAGUAGACUAAUUAUUACAACAAGAUAUUCAAGUCUUCUUCGUGAAGCAGAUCAAACAUAUCAGAUCGAAGAAUUGAAACCAGAUGAGUCCCUUCAGCUUUUCAGCAGGCAUGCCUUUAAGGACAACAAGCCAGCAGAAGAUUACAUUGAGCUUUCGAAGAAAGCCGUUGAUUUCUGUGGAGGACUUCCUUUAGCUCUUAAGGUUAUAGGAGCUCUUCUGUACAGGGAAAACAAAGAUAGAUGGGAAAGUAAAAUUGACAACAUGAGCAGAAUUCCAAACCACGAUAUUCAAGGAAAGCUUCUAAUAAGUUAUCACGCACUUGAUGGUGAACUACAAAGAGCAUUCCUUGAUAUUGCAUGCUUCUUUAUUGGUAUAGAGAAAGAAUACGUCGCAAAAGUGCUAGGAGCCCGUUGCUGUUACAAUCCAGAAGUAGUUUUGGAAACUCUCCGUGAAAGGUCUCUGAUUCAAUUUCAUGUGUGUAUAAUUGAAGAUGAAAGGCUGUUAUCUAGAACUGGAAGGACGGUAACCAUGCAUGAUCUUUUACGGGACAUGGGAAGGGAGGUCGUCUGUAAUGCGUCUCCCUUACUUCUUGGAAAAAGGACCAGAAUUUGGAAUAAAGACGAUGCAUGGAAUGUACUUGACCACCAGAAGGGUACGGAUGUUGUAGAGGGUCUUGCACUGGAUGUCAGAGCAUCAGAAGUUAAAUCACUGAGCACAGGAUCAUUUGCAGAAAUGAAAUUCUUAAAUUUACUCCAAAUCAAUGGAGUACAUCUCACCGGAUCCUUCGAACUGCUUUCUAAAGAGUUGAUGUGGCUUUGUUGGCAUGAAUGUCGUUUGAAAUAUUUUCCAUCCGAUUUUGCCUUGGACAAUCUAGCUGUUCUUGAUAUGCAGUGCUGUGACCUCAAAGAACUAUGGGAGGGAAAAAAGAUUCUCAACAAGCUAAAAAUCCUUGAUCUCAGUUAUUCUUGGAAUCUUAUUAAAACACCAAACUUACACAGUUCAGGUCUAGAGAAACUAAAGCUGGAAGGUUGCUCAAGUUUAGUUGAAGUCCAUCAAUCUAUUGGAAAUUUGACGAGCCUCGUGUUCUUGAAUCUGGAUGGAUGUUGUAGUUUGAAGAUUCUCCCUGAAAGCGUUGGCAAUGUAAAGUCUCUUAAAACUCUGAAUAUUUCUUCGUGUUCACAACUUGAGAAAUUGCCGGAACGCAUGGGUGAUAUGGAAUCCUUAACCGAGCUGCUAGCCGAUGGGAUUGAAAAUGAGCAAGUUCUCUCUUCAAUUGGACAAUUAAAGCAUGUCAGAUGGUUAUCAUUGUGUGGAAAUAGUUGGGCUCCACCAAGUUCUUCUUUGAUUUCAGCAGGUGUUUUGAAUGGGAAACCAUGGCUGCGAUUGAAACGUCUUGAGCUUUCUAAUGCUGGUUUGUCUGAUCACGCAACUAAAUGUGUUGAUCUCAGUGGUUUGUCCGCUCUAGAAGUAUUGGAUUUAUCAAGAAACAAAUUCUCUAGCCUGCCUUUUGGGAUCGGCUUCUGUCCCAAGCUAUGGAGUUUGUCUGUUUACGAAUGCGAAUAUCUUGUAUCAAUCCUAGAUCUUCCCUCAAGUUUAGAGUGUUUGGUUGCAUCUCAUUGCAAAUCAUUGAAAAGAGUAAGAAUACCAAGCGAGCCAAAAAAAGAACUAUAUAUAGAACUAUUUGACAGUUAUUCGUUAGAAGAGAUUCAGGGCAUUGAAGAUCUAAUUUAUUUUUUCUGGGAUUUUACUGUUGAAGCACACAGUCAUUCACGAAAUAAAUUACCGAAGAGUGUUGUUGAGGUAAUGUGCAACGGUCGUCACCAGUAUCUUAUUUUCGAUAUUCGUGGUGAGAUGCCAAACUGGUUGAGCUACAGGGGAGAAGGAUGCUUAUUGUCAUUCCAUAUACCUCCAGUCUUCCAUGGCUUAGUUGUUUGGUUUUUCAUUCUAGACCGAUAUUCUGCCAUAGACAAUGCCAUUAUUAUUAUUAUAAGAAAUAAAAGCAACGGUAUUCAAUUGUUUAAAGAAUCACGAGUAACAGCAGAAACUGAGGGAUGGAUAAGAUACAUACGUAGAAGUGAAAUGGCAAUGGAAGAUUACUGUGCAGAUGACGAAUUGGAACUGUGCAUGUCUUCAGAGCCAGCAGAGGAUGCACUGCGCAUCGGUUGGCAGGUCGAACCCGUACACUUUAAAGAAUGUGGGGUCCAUGUGAUCGCAGAGAAGUUAGAUUCAUUUGAAGAGUCGGCAGUGGGAAGAGAUAAAGUGAAGUCUUCACCACCGCCAUAUCAUCUGCUUCCCCAUCCUCAUUCUGGUUCAAUUACAGCGUCCACACCUAAGCAAUGGAGUGACUAUUUAUUUCCGAAGCUGCCAAGACAUAGCCUCGGUUUAAUAUAUGGUCCGGGAGCCUUCGAUUGAGGUGAGAGUACAAGAUUAUUUUACAUGCAGAUGCUUGAAGUUGCUCUAAAUGAGUACGGUACUUGUUGGCUCGAAGAUCUGACAUGUUGAUAUGUAUUUGUGGGCUUGAAGAUCAUUUUCCAAGCUUGGAAGUUUUAUUGAAUGCUCUUUGAAAUUUUUUCCAUCCGCAUUUAUAUUGGACAACCUAGUUGUUAAUUCUUAUCCAUGACGUAAUUUAUAUUUUCAAGUUACAAAAUUUGAUGAAUAUUGUUUCAUUUUUUUUCCUCACUUCAAAAAAUGAAAAUCCUUGAUGUUAGUUAGAAAUAAAUUGGUUUUCUAGGAAGAGAUUAUUGAUUGGGAUAUAAUAUUUGAGUUGGUUCUUUACCAUUUAAUGUUAUAAUUUAAAAUAAUUGAUGAAAAUUACCGAAACACAGGAAAGCUCCGAAAGCAUCCUUAAUUAGUCUAAUAAGUAAAGCAUUGCUAGUUUUGACUAUAAAAUCUUUCUAUGUAUUAUUGCAUGGUUUUUACUAUUUUUUUGCAUUUCUUCUUUUUAUAUAUACAACUUUUGUUUUU
Molecule: messenger RNA, 3943 nt
Organism: Populus euphratica (Euphrates poplar)
Lineage: Eukaryota; Viridiplantae; Streptophyta; Magnoliopsida; Malpighiales; Salicaceae
Product: TMV resistance protein N-like
Exons: 6
Coding region: 8-3391 (1127 amino acids)
Biological process (GO): signal transduction; defense response
Molecular function (GO): ADP binding; protein binding
Source: RefSeq, a predicted model, not a curated record